Molecule: messenger RNA, 750 nt
Organism: [Candida] anglica
Lineage: Eukaryota; Fungi; Ascomycota; Pichiomycetes; Serinales; Debaryomycetaceae
Source: the annotation of a GenBank genome assembly
AUGUCUGAAGCCAAACAACAGGAACCACCUAAGAAGUCCGCCGCUACUACAGCCGCCUUUGUCCCAGUACAACCUACCGCUAUCAGUUCCAAGGAUAAGGAUACCAAGAGAUUAGUGGUGGUUUUAUCCCAAGCAUGUUUGGAAACCCACAAAAUGAACACUAGUGGUCCAGGUGGCGACAAGUAUGCUUUAUUGAACUGUGAUGACCAUCAAGGUUUACUUAGAAAGAUGGGUAGAGAUAUCGCCGAGGCUAGACCUGAUAUUACUCAUCAAUGUCUUUUGACUUUACUUGAUUCCCCAAUCAAUAAAGCUGGGAAGCUUCAAGUGUAUAUUCAAACUGCUAGAGGUGUUUUGAUAGAAGUCAACCCUAGUGUGAGAAUCCCAAGAACUUUCAAGAGAUUCUCUGGUCUUAUGGUGCAACUUUUACACAAGCUUAGUAUUAGAUCCGUAAAUUCAGAAGAAAAGUUAUUGAAGGUCAUCAAAAACCCAAUCACAGACCACUUACCAACAAAAUGUCGUAAGAUCACCCUUUCCUUUGACGCUGAAAUCAGAAGAGUUCAAGAUUAUGUUUCUACUUUGGAUGAAGAUGAAAGUAUAUGUGUGUUUGUUGGUGCCAUGGCUAGAGGUAAGGAUAACUUCGCUGAUGAAUACGUGGAUGAAAAGAUUGGUCUUUCAGACUACCCAUUAUCUGCUUCCGUUGCAUGUUCCAAGUUCUGUCAUGGUUGUGAAGAUGUUUGGGGUAUUUUCUAA